Messenger RNA from Prorocentrum cordatum, 1620 nucleotides. Lineage: Eukaryota; Dinophyceae; Prorocentrales; Prorocentraceae. The record is from the annotation of a GenBank genome assembly.
CAGGCCAGGCUCUGUGUUGGUGCACCAGCAGCGCUGUUGUGCUUUCUUUCUUCUUCCUUUACACCCUCCUACUUCUUUCACUCCAUCCUACUCACCACUCAUUCCAUAAUCAUUUCUCCUCAUGAUGCUUGGGUUAGUCGCCAUUUUCCUGGUCACUGAUCCGCCGUAACCAUGCUGGUCCAACCAGUUACUGUCCAAGUGAUUUCGAUAUUUGUUUGAGGCCACCUGUGCACAGAACCGGUCCCACAAGAAAUGUUUCUCCCGGCGCAGAGCAGGGUACAGAUUGCGAUGGUGUUUCACAGUUUUCCUGUGUUGGCGUUUCUCGCUCUGUUGGCGGCCCCAGCAUCGGCGGUAAGAGGCGCCUUGGAGCUGGGCGAGCUGAGCUUGGAACGCCACGAUGGAGCCCAGGCUGACAACAAAACGAUCGCAGCGGGUCAGGGAUACGCGCCUCUGCCGCACGACUCGGCGGCGCCCGUCUCGAACGUCAGCGCGCACGAUGAUGUCAUGCCACCUUCCACCGAGAAGUGGGCCGAGGGCCGCAAGAAGUCUUUCUCCGCAGAGUUUCUGUCGAUGCAGGUGUUGUUCGGCCUCCUCUAUUUCGUCUUGAUCGUGUGCAAUUACCCCAAGCUCCCCGAUGGCGCCGCGAUCUCGCCGGAGGUGUCCGUCUUCCAGGAGAGGACCCCGCUGGGCGCGUGCUGCAGCGACAGUGCCUCUUGCUCCAUCAUUCUCCAGGCGUGCCUCUGCCCAGCUCAGCGGGCAGCCCACACGAUGGACGCCGUCGGCAUCUUGGACUACUGGCCUGGCUGCGCGCUCAUGACCCUCAUGCCAUGCUGCACGCUCUGGAUGGUGCACUCUUUCACCGACCUGCAGGACAAGCUCGGGGCUCCCAACGACGCGGCUGCCUCCUGGACGGCCUGUGCACCAUCUUCUGCAGCUGCCCCGUGAUCGUGCAGGACGCGGUGGCACUGGACAUGAUCACCGGGGCCAGGACCAGAGGACGUCGAUCUGCGGCGUGGAGCCACCUCCUCCGACUGGGGCGGACGCCGCGGACGUGGGGCCCGGGGAGAGUCAACCACCUCCGACCGGGGCGGACGCCGCGGGCGCGGGGCCUGGGGAGAAUCAACCACCUCCGACCGGGGUGGACGCCGCGGGCGCGGGGUCUGGGGAUAGACCCCGCAGCGCCCAAGUCAUGUGAGGAAGAUGGAGCUGGUACCGUCUAUUCGUGUAGGCAUUUUUCGGAUUAUGUCGAGUAGUUGGGAUGUCCCAAGACGUCGAAAAGCAACUGGGACACUGGUUGAUGUUGACACUCGAGAGUAGAUUGGAACGUGCCGCAUCAUGUGAGGUUUGGUGUGCGAAACUGUUUGGAACUGUUGUGAACCUAGCCGCAGCCCAUACAACUUGUACGUAGAGUCCAGGAUUAUGAAACCAUAGUGGUCGCCUGCUGCCAACGGUUGCGGAAGAACAAGACACAAACAGUCUUGCCCAAAGUCCCUGAUCGGAGGUGUGAUCUCUGGUAGGUUCGUCUUGUCCGCUGGCUUACCCAGUAGGCUGUUCUGCGCUGCGUUGCGAGGAGUAGCAUCAGCAGCAAGAGAAGGAGUGAUGGAAACCAUGAGAAAGCGG